AUGCAAACGUUAAUGUACUCGAUGAUACAAUUAAUACAAGAUGCAGCACUUAUUGGUGAACAAGUAUAUUUAGUAGCAGUAUGUCAAUAUUAUUUAGAACAUUACCUGUUAAAAGAGAUAAAUGAUGGUAAAGAAGACAAAGAUAAAAUCAGUUGGGAUGAUUUCAGGUGUAAUUAUAUAGAAGCAAUAAAGAUUGCUAAGGUGUUGAAUUAG
Messenger RNA from Dictyostelium discoideum AX4, 213 nucleotides. RefSeq lists its product as hypothetical. The coding region runs from base 1 to 213 and encodes 70 amino acids. NCBI's taxonomy places the organism in Eukaryota, Evosea, Eumycetozoa, Dictyosteliales, Dictyosteliaceae. The record is from RefSeq and is a predicted model, not a curated record. The transcript is spliced from 2 exons.